AUGAGCGGCCGUGGGGGAGGUGGAGGAGGGGGGCGAGGGGCAGCAGCGCCAGGUCGUGGAGCAGGAGGAGGUGGGGCUGGAGGAGUCGCCGGUGGAGGGGCCGGCGAUGAUGAUGNAGGUCACGACCGCGGAGCGCGCCAACAAGGACGAGGAGGGGGGCUGAGCGGCCGUGGAGGAGGUAGAGGAGGGGGGAUGAGCGGCCGUGGGGGAGGUGGAGGAGGGGGGCGAGGGGCAGCAGCGCCAGGUCGUGGAGCAGGAGGAGGUGGGGCUGGAAGAGCCGCUGGUGGAGGGGCCUGCGAUGAUGAUACUUCAACAUCCAGUGCGCAGGAACGCUUCUUUGAAGAAGUGAAGGACAAGAUCGACCGGAGUAUCACCCACGAGGGAGGUGGUGUGAAAGGCCGGUUCCCGUUUGACAACCCGCUCGUGCGUCCGAAGUGUGCCACUUUUCAGCCAUCACCAGACCUACCGAAACUCGACCGGUUUUAUCAGAAGGCGGUAUUGGUAUGGAUACCGGAGUUCUUGUUCCCAGAGCUCCAGGCAGUUCCUUGUCCAGGAUGUGGGGGCAAGGGCGCACCUGAUGGCUGGAACCCUAAGGGGCCACGCCGGGUGUUCAUGGAGCACGACGUGGCGUACGUGAUGGGGUUUCGGUACAAGUGUGCGAAGUGCGCGGAGUUCAAUAAAGGCAAGCAGGAGGCGGAAAAGCGCAAGACGAGCUUCAACGCGUGGGAUGCUGGGUGCCUCCGGCGUCUCCCGGAGUACAUCUCCAAGGAGUUCCCUUUCCUUCUCACCAAGCGGUCGGGCAUUGAGAUUUGCAAGGUGGAUCGGCUUACAGAUCAUUUGGUGCAUGGGAAGGGCUUCUCCGGUGCUGCCAAGGACAUUCGUCAGGCGCAUACGACCAAGUUCAUGGUGGACCAGCUGAAGGACGCCGUUGCCUCGGCACUCUUGUACGAGGUCAUCCACAAGAACAAGGACCCGAUCACGUCCGUGCCUUCUUCACCGUUCGACCCGGCUAUCGGCUUGAAGGNUUUCCAAGUUGGUGCGAGCUACGCCAUCAGGGACGCCGUUGCCUCGGCACUCUUUUACGAGGCCAUCCACACGAACAAGGACCCGAUCACGUCCGUGCCUUCUUCACCGUUCGACCCGGCUGUCGGCUUGAAGGUGCGCCUCUACAACGCCAGCCAUUCCGCCUGCGUGGCGGUAGGUCACGUGGUGUCCGACGCCACCGCGGAGGCCGCCCUUCGUCACUGGCAAAGUUCUGCCAAGCUACAAGGGGGCUCCGGGGCAGGAGGUGACCCGGUAGAGGGGUCGCCGAUCUUGGCUGGGCCUGGGGCGGGGGCGGCGGGGGCGGCGCGGGCGGCGUUGCCGCAGUUCAGGGCCUACACCGAAUGCGGACACCACAAGGGUGCAUACCCUGCUGAACACCCUGGGGAUCGCCGUGCACAUAGGGCGAAAGGUUCAGCGCCCCAGCCCGACCUUGAACCGGCGAAAAAUGUUUAGUGGACCAGAGCUUGCGGCGUCCAGAGUCGGACAAUGUCUGGAACCCGAACCAAAGAAAGAGGACGUUGCUGCCCUGCCCGUGCGAUGUAUGCAAGGGCUCAUACGCACACGUGGAGGAUGGUGACAGUUAGCCUGUACUGCCGGGUCGAGAAGAGCUGGACACACGUAAAAAAAAGUAAAUAUUUGCCUACCGGUUCGACAGGCCGUUCGGUCAGUUAAGAGUGCACUAGUUGUACGGCAGUCGCCCAGAAUUUCGGGUGGUAAAGGAAAUUAACAAACGGCCCACGGUUGAGACAUCAGAUACACCACGGCUGCCCAGGCGAUGUGUGCGUGUGUGUGUGU
Messenger RNA from Ectocarpus sp. CCAP 1310/34, 1839 nucleotides. NCBI's taxonomy places the organism in Eukaryota, Phaeophyceae, Ectocarpales, Ectocarpaceae. The record is from the annotation of a GenBank genome assembly.